AUGAACAGAGUAUUCAAAGACUCAUCCUUUUAUUCGCCGAUAUUCGACGUCGUGAAUCUCAACGCUUCGUCCACAGUCAUCAAUGGGCGCUUCCGGGACCGCGAGUCUAUAUGGCGCCAGGCUCCAUCUCCCGAGGUUGACGCCGCUUGGAACCGUGCUGCGGCAGAGGGGUUCGAGCUGGUCGGCGUGUCUCGGGACGAUGUCAUCAAGUCCAACAAAGACCCCGAUUCCUGUGUGCAGAUACCGUCGAGCUGGGGCGAGCAGCUUGGCGAUAACAACUACCUGGCCCAGAUUGACGUCUUUCACCAAAUACAUUGCCUUGACAUGAUUCGGAGAGAAGCCUUCUCAGACCACUACUUCAAGGACACUAUACGCGAUGAGCGACGCACUAGUCAUCUGACUCACUGUCUGCACAUUGUGCUACAAAACCUCAUGUGCACCGCCGAUGUGGGCAUAAUCACUCACAACUGGAUACGGAACGAACGAUAUCCAACGGAACCGAAGACCCGUCCUUUUGAGGACUUUAACAUAGUCAAGAAGUGCAGAAACUUUGAUGCUCUCCUAGACUGGACCGAGGCCCACGCUAUAAAGCACCCGGACACGAGGUAUGCACAGCUUCAGUGGAAGCCAGGUAUGAAGAUCACGCCUGGUGAUGGAUACGGGCCCGAGUCACCAACAGAAACCAAUGAGACAGCGCGGUAG
Molecule: messenger RNA, 702 nt
Organism: Parascedosporium putredinis
Lineage: Eukaryota; Fungi; Ascomycota; Sordariomycetes; Microascales; Microascaceae
Source: the annotation of a GenBank genome assembly